UUGUACCUUCGUUCAAUCAACCAUCUGCGUAGACACGGUCCAACGUUCCUCUGUCAUUCGUCUUUUCUGCCAUCUCUAGUCAUGGAUUUCUCACAGCUCAACUCCGCUGAACAGGCCCAUAUGACCAAGAUUAUCGAAAAAAAACAGAUGCAAGACUUCCUACGUCUAUACUCAGGCCUCGUUGAAAGAUGUUUUAGCUCAUGCUGUAAUGACUUCACGAGCAAGGCAUUGUCUUCGAAAGAAGAGCAAUGCGUUAUGAAUUGCGCAGACAAAUUUUUGAAGCACUCCGAGCGGGUGGGACAGCGAUUUGCCGAGUUGAAUGCAGAGGCUAUGGGUCCCAAGCCAUGAGAAUAAAACCAUGCAAUCUAAUUCGUGUGCUAUGUCGAUGCUAUCAAGGUGCUAUCAUAAUUUCAUCUUUUUGCGUUUGAUUAGCACAGCGACUUUGUCGCAAUCGCCCCAAAAUCCACCAUGCUUGCUUGUUUAUUAUAAUCGGACCUACUGACUUUGACCUGUGGCGCUGGUCCACGACUACCAUCUAUGUAUCCACCAGGCACUUUAUGGUUUCCUCGGCAUUUGGUUUAUCGUUUCGUCUAGAUGUUGCGUUACUUCCUGUUAUUUGCGUUAAUGCGAUGAUAAGCGUUGUGAGAACGCUAUUUCAGUCUC
This is a messenger RNA of Suillus subalutaceus, 663 nucleotides long. RefSeq names its product Tim10/DDP family zinc finger protein. Bases 82 to 348 code for a protein of 88 amino acids. The transcript is spliced from 4 exons. Lineage: Eukaryota; Fungi; Basidiomycota; Agaricomycetes; Boletales; Suillaceae. The record is from RefSeq and is a predicted model, not a curated record.